UAGGGAUUUUCAUUUUUCCUUGUUGGAUCUGGAACCCUAAAAAUAAAGCAGAUGAUGUUCUUCUUCAUCCGAGCACGCAUCAUCCAAAUUCAAUAAAAAAAACCAAACAAACAAACAAAAGAAGGUUUGAUUUUGAUUUUUCACUAUCAAUCAUAUAUUUCAUUUCGUGGAUUCCCCAACUUAUUGCUACUUCUAGCCUUAAUUUCACCUCCCGAUAUGUCUUUGUUUUGUUUUACAUCUUCAGCUCUAAAUUGGAAGUGAUAGAGUAAAUACCCAGAUAUUAUCUCUUGUUUAUUUCUUGGGUUUUCCUUCAUUUUCGAUACUGCGUUGUGCAGAUACUUGGUCUGCUUCAAACAUGCAUGCUAGACAUAGAACCGCUGGGAAUGACUAUAGGUCUAAUUCUAUGGCGAUGGGGGUUUCCGCCUCCCGGAUAUCCCCUGAAACAUCGGGUAGAGGCCAUGGGUUUUACAAUUCAGAGUACCGCAACUUCAAGCGAGGUUUUGGGCGUGGUCAAAGCCACCCGAAAUCGUUUCAACCGCAUCCGCCCCCAGCACGCGAAGGCACUGACAUAUUUAUGGAAGCUGGCCGUCUUGCGGCGGAAUAUUUGGUCUCUCAGGGGUUAUUGCCCCCAACUGUGCUACCUGCUAAAUGGCAGAACGGUAGGUUGAAGAAGCAUAUGGGGGAUUAUCAAGACUAUAGGUCACAAGAGGGAGAUAACUUGCACGUUCCCUAUGAUGGCCGAACAUCGGCACUUGCUCGUCUGAGAAAUGCUAAUUCUGAUUUGGGUCCAGGCAGGAGGAAGUACCUUGAUGAUAAUAACUCCACAUGGUCUAAAAAUCUUUCUAAAGGAAGAAGGAAAGAGGGAUCUUACCGGGGUCGAGAAUAUGGGGGAAGUGGGUCAUGGUCUGAUCGGAUUCGGGGUUCUCCUGACUUGGAGAUUGAUGAUGAUAAUGUUUCUGGACUUCAAGAAGAGCCACAGGCUGGUAAAGAUAUUGGUAAUGGAUUGCAGAAGUCUGUUUCGAACGAGUUUGCUCCUAAAGGUGAAGAAUUAGAUAACUUUGAUGUUAAGUACAAUCUAGAGGAUGAAUUGAGCUUAAAGGCAAGUUCUUCUGGUGCCGAGAAAGAUCUAAAGUCUGAAACUGAUGGAGAACUCCAGAAGAGAUCGGAUGAAUCAAUGGGUUUUAGAGCUGAGGCUGGAGAGCUGAAGGAUGGCGGCAAUGGUAAUGUUGAAACUGAAGAGGAGGGUAUCUUGAAGGAUUCAUCUUUCAAGCAUUCUUCCACAGCGGAUGAUGUCUCGGGGAAGACUGGUGCAGAUUUACUGGCCCUCUGCAAAUUUGCUAAGGUGCCUACUAAAACACGUUCUUCCUUGACAUUGAAGAACUUAAAACCGGACUCAGUUUCAACCAUUGAGCAGGAAGGUGUUUCUGAUUUUGAAACUCCAAAUGUUCCUCAAGCCUUGCUUGAAGACAACUCCCUGGGAGGUUCCUCUGGUGAUCUGCUAUUAAAUAAAACUCAGGAUUCGAAACCUGAUUCUGAACUUUCGAAAGACAUGUCAGUUCAUUCUUUUGGCUUGGAUCACAUGUAUGGUGUUGAGCAGGGUAAGUGUACAAGGUCUCAGUCUUUCCCAGAUAGAGUCCUAUUGCAUGACACUGAGGAGGAAUUGGCUCAGGAGAUGCCUGGACUCCAAAGAUCCUGCUCUAUGGUUGUAAUUGAAGAGAGAGGUGAAAAACGAGGUUUGGAGCAGAGUGAUUUGAGGGAGGGAGCCAAAAAGCCAAGAGAAUGGCUUCAGCCUGUGACUACAAAGGCUGAGUUCCUGCCCUUUUCUGAUUUUGAUGAUAAGAAAGUAGGCUCAGUAGAAGGGACAGCUUCGCCUUCUGAGAAAGUUGGUGUGAUUGUAGAACGAGGGAUCCAAGACAGCUUGGUUACUACUUCAAGUUUUCCUGAUGGAGAUGGUGAAUCAAGUGUCAGUUAUGUACAAGAAAAACAGCUUUUUCCAAAUGCAUUCAAGAUAUGUGACCUUAAUCUGAUGGAAGCGUCUGAUAUAAAUGAAAGUCAUCAUAAUGAUCCAAUUAUUAUGUACUCCUCCACUUCAGAAACCAAAAGUGAAGCAGCAACAAUUGAUAUUGAUUUGUCAAUGAGUAACUCCAACUCUGGUGGUGGUAAUAGGCAUACAAGUAACUGCAAGGAGAUUGAAGUAAUUGAUCUAGAGAAUGAUUGCACCCAAGAAGACAAGGCUGUUGAUACUUUGGAGAGGAAGAGUGAACCAAUGUUUGUGAGCAUGAAUGGUGAUAUGACUGAUGUACCGGAUCAAUAUGAUGGGCUUAUGAUCACAGAGUUCCUCCAAAAUUUUUCCAAUUGCCCCCCUGAUGAUAUAAAUGCUCACCCUCUACAAAAUGAAAGCAUUAACAGUCUGCAGACUGAGGACAUCAAUCCUCUGCAGAAUGAGAUGGGCCUACAUAAUGGAGAGGGAACUCUUGCCGAUGACGACUCGAUAUAUAUGUCCCUGGGGGAAAUACCAUUAAGUGCUAAGAUGUGUGGUGGGGAAAGUUACCUCCCAUAGGAGGCUUUCUAAGAGCUUUUUGCCAGCAUGGGAGCAACCACCAUCCCAGGGGUAUGAAAAGCCAUUCUGAUUCUACAAUUGUGCAAAAUAUGCGAAGAAAUUCUGCGUAGUAUGUUUACAUUAGUCACUCAUUGUUGUCUGUUCCAUCCUAUUGCAAGUUGCUUUUGAAUUUAUGCUUGUAUAUCUCUGCUGCUGAUAGGAAUUUACGACAUGGUGAAUGCGUUUCUUUCAUUUGGCUGUUGCACUACAUCACAAAAGGAAAGAAAGUUCAUCAUGUUCAUUUCUAAAGUAUAUUUCUUCUCCUUUUUUGCUUGGAUUGGAUUGAGAUCUAGAAUGAUAUUCAAGUAAUCUACUGAAAGUCUAUGCUGCCAA
Gossypium raimondii (Peruvian cotton) is the source of this 2932-nucleotide messenger RNA. RefSeq lists its product as uncharacterized. NCBI's taxonomy places the organism in Eukaryota, Viridiplantae, Streptophyta, Magnoliopsida, Malvales, Malvaceae. The record is from RefSeq and is a predicted model, not a curated record. Bases 356 to 2560 code for a protein of 734 amino acids. The transcript has 5 exons.